AUGUGUACUCGUGUUUAUCACGCGUCUUAUUCGUUUCUGCCGCACGAACAGCGAAAAGAAGCUCGACUAGGACAAAUCAUGCCUUUGGCUGUUGAUCUGUUGCACCCUGAUCCAGAGACUGAGCGCCAGCGCCACAAGCUCAAGCGGCUUGUUCAGCAUCCCAACAGUUAUUUUAUGGACGUUAAAUGUCCGGGAUGUUUCAAGAUUACUACUGUCUUUUCCCAUGCCACUACCGUGGUAGUCUGUGUUGGAUGUAAUACUGUUCUCUGCACACCAACCGGAGGAAAAGCCCGAUUGACGGAAGGUUGCUCAUUCCGUAAGAAGCAACAUUAAAUGUAGUGUUGUUGUGUUACAUAAAUUGUUUUUGUUUGAUGAAGGG
This is a messenger RNA of Cylicocyclus nassatus, 379 nucleotides long. NCBI's taxonomy places the organism in Eukaryota, Metazoa, Nematoda, Chromadorea, Rhabditida, Strongylidae. The record is from the annotation of a GenBank genome assembly.